CUGAUUGGUGCAAUCCCUAAAACGUAGUGCAUGACCAGGUGCAAUUACUAGGUUGCAUUGGAUUGUUGAGAGCUGAUGUGUCCGAGUCCAGGAAGUGAAGUUUUUCAGUAGCUCAAGUAGGAAAAGAGCAGAGGGAACAGCUGCCUCAGAAGGAUGACCACUUUAAUUCGACGUGGUAGACGUGCAGAAGAGGGGCAGGAAAAAAAGGUUGAUGAAGAGGAUUCUUCCAAAGAACAAGAUGAAGAAGGUUCUUCAGAUUGUAAAGAUAUGAGACUCACUCUUAUGGAGGAAGUGCUACUUUUGGGAUUAAAAGACAAAGAGGGAUACACCUCCUUCUGGAAUGACUGCAUCUCAUCUGGCCUUCGUGGAGGGAUAUUGAUUGAGCUGGCGCUCCGAGGGCGUGUUGUUCUGGAACCAGCCACCUUAAGGAAAAAACGCCUUAUAGACCGCAAGGUGCUGUUGAAGUCAGAUGCCCCCACUGGGGAUGUAUUACUGGAUGAGACUCUGAAACAUAUUAAGGCUACUGAUCCUGCUGAGACUGUACAAAGCUGGAUAGAGCUGCUUACUGGUGAAACUUGGAACCCGUUCAAGCUACAAUACCAGCUGCGUAAUGUGAGGGAACGUAUCGCCAAGAGUCUGGUAGAGAAGGGAAUCUUGACCACCGAGAAGCAGAACUUCCUACUUUUUGACAUGACCACCCACCCAGUUACAAAUACUACAGAGAAACAACGAUUGGUAAAGAAGCUACAGGAAAGCUUGCUGGAAAAGUGGGUUAAUGAUCCCCAUCGUAUGGAUAAACGAACUCUGGCCCUGCUGGUUCUGGCACAUUCUUCUGAUGUACUGGAGAAUGCCUUCUCCACUCUAUCAGAUGAAAAAUAUGACAUUGCCAUGAACAGAUCCAAAGACCUUCUGGAUCUGGAGCCUGAUGUAGAAGGGAGCAAGCCAAAAGCCACAGAGAUGAUCUGGGCUGUUCUGUCUGCAUUCAACAAAUCUUAAAAGGCUGGGAUAAAUAGAAAUCCUGGGGACUAGAAUGAAAUCCAAAUCUGAAAAUUAAUUGGUGGUGUGAGUAGAGGAAGGAGAUCAAUAACUGUGCUGUAGAGUAGACUUUCUAACUUACAACCCACCAACCCACAGCCUCUGCUUAAAGACCUUUCAGGAAUAUCCAGUGUGCUGGUAAAGCAAUUUAAAGUGAACUCACUGCUAUAUUUCAGAAAAAUCCAAUAUGUCACCUCUGAUCGUUUUAGCUGAUUAUGGGAAAUAUAGUUAUAGAACCUUCCUUAAAUGAAAUCAAGCAUGCUGCGACCAGAUUUGGGCUGGAUUUUUCAAUGCAGUUCUUAGGAAUGUGACACUUUGUAAAGUACAGUAGUGAACAGUAAAAACAAUGGUUUACACAAAUCAUGAAACUUGCAUUCUCCAAGAACGAUCUGUUGUUUCCACGUAUUAGGAGAUCCUCAAAAUUAAUAUUUAUUGGAAGAAAUGUUCAUUCUGUAUUCUUCUUGAUUGCAGAAUGAAUGUUAUCUUCAUUUUGCACAAUAAAAGAUGUAGCUUAGCUAGCUCAUUUGCUGUUUUUCUUUUCUUUUUUUUUUUUUUUUUGUGAUUUUAGUUGGAAUGUUUGUCCUAUAUUGAAAAUAGUGCAGUAUAUUUUAGUAAAACCUGAAUGCAGUGUAGGACAUAAAUGGCAAUCUGUUUACAAGCAGUUGACCUUCAUCUAGACCAGUGAUUAUUAAUGACCUUUCUUUGUUUUUUUUGGAACUGAAGGAUGUUACGUAUCAGUUUCAUUACCCCAGGCACCGUUUUAUACAAAAACAUUUGCUCUGUUCCCUUAUUAAACCAGGUGGACACCUGUACAUUUUUAUUUUAUUUAUUUUCCCAUAAAUAUUUUUUUUCCGUGGAUUGAAUGAUCAUUCAAAAUAGUUUAGAAAAUGCUAGAUGUGCAGUACAUUUGAUCUCUCACUGUCGUACAUGAAAAUGUUUGAAGCCUAUGUAUGUGUGUACUUUUCCAUACUUCAGUUUGUGUAUACAUAUUGCGUGCAUAUACAUGAUUAGUAACGCCCACACCUGAGAAUUCAGUUGUAUAUACAAAUGCACUCAUGGCCUUCUACGUUGGGGGCUACACUUCUGACCUGACAAGGCAGGACCCAUCUGUAUGGAGCCUGAAAUCAUUUUGAAAGCCAUAUGUAGAACUUGUGCAUGUAAUGAACUGUAGAAAAACUGCAUAUUCAAAUUUACUCAUCCAGUGCUGGAUUGGACCUCCCUCACAAUGCCUUGCUUAUUAACUCUGGAGUGGGACUGGUUUCAUAUUUUGUUUUUAGAUGUUUUGGGGAAAAAAUUAUUGAAUGAAGCCUUCUUUUCAAACCAUUGUAUCACUGUUGAUUAUAUAUAUUUUUUUUUUCUUCUUCAUUGUGUAUUCCUAUUUUACUCUGAUUUAUAAUAUUACAGAAUUAUUGAACACCAACUGUAUAUUUUCUUUUAAUAAACCUUUUAUAGGUCUAAAAAAUAAAAUAAAAAAAUCACUGUAUAGGCUUAUUAAACACGUUUGCAUAACAUACUUUACAAAGUAUAUUGUAGGACCAAAGUGAACUGAAAUCAGAUAUAUUUAAUGUAUUUGAUGCAUCUUUCAAAUAAAAUUCUGUAUAGUAUUUUAAA
Molecule: messenger RNA, 2646 nt
Organism: Bombina bombina (fire-bellied toad)
Lineage: Eukaryota; Metazoa; Chordata; Amphibia; Anura; Bombinatoridae
Gene: GOLPH3L
Product: golgi phosphoprotein 3 like
Exons: 5
Coding region: 154-996 (280 amino acids)
Biological process (GO): Golgi vesicle budding; Golgi to plasma membrane protein transport; Golgi organization
Cellular component (GO): Golgi cisterna; cytosol; trans-Golgi network
Molecular function (GO): phosphatidylinositol-4-phosphate binding
Source: RefSeq, a predicted model, not a curated record